CUGACUGCCGUGCUAUUCUGAUUUACUGGAGAAAGCGCAACUCUUUCAUGACAUGUUUGUCCUGUCUUGGACCAAGUGGGGUAAAAGGGCUGAAGCUCAGCGGUACAGUUGUUCGUUUGACUGCAGAAGGUGUCAGAUUCAAUCUUGAGCCUUUCCAGCUCAGUUAAAAAGAUUGCAUAGCUCCAGCAGAUAAGAUGCUGUCUCCUGUCAGCCUUUUUUCUCCUGCUUCCUUGCUGUUGGUGGCUGGGCUGCUUCUCCCAUGAUUUUCUGCACUUAGACCAAGCUGUGCCUUAGCCAAUCAGUUCAGACCGGCCUUCCUUCACAGUGAGGGGAUCCUUCUCCCCUCCAACCCCUUUUCUGUGUGACGUCAAUUUUCACAUCCCCCGUGGCAUCUCCCUGCCUUGCACCCACUCUCCCCCUGUGUGGGGCCUUCAAAACCAUGGAUGACUCGGAAGUGGAGUCGACUGCCAGUAUACUUGCCUCCGUCAAAGAGCAGGAGGCACAGUUUGAGAAGCUGACACGGGCGCUGGAGGAAGAACGGCGCCAUGUCUCUGCCCAGCUGGAGCGCGUCCGUGUCUCCCCCCAGGAUGCCAGCCAAACAAUGGCCAACGGCACCCUCACCCGCCGGCACCAGAACGGCCGUUUCUUGGGCAAUGCUGACUUGGAGAGGCAGAAAUUCUCAGAAUUAAAGCUCAACGGGCCACAGGAUCACAGUCACCUCAUAUACAACACCAUCCCCAGGAUGCAGGAUCCAGGACAAAUUGUGGAAGAGUCAUACACCAUGGAGGAGGACCCAGAAGGUGCCAUGUCAGUUGUUUCAGUAGAGACCUCCGAUGAUGGGACAACCCGUCGUACAGAAACCACGGUGAAAAAAGUUGUGAAGACCAUGACCACACGUACAGUGCAGCAAGUUCCCGUUGGCCCAGAUGGGUUACCUAUGGAUGGUUCUCCAGUCACCAACAACUACAUCCAGACCAUAGAUAGGAACUUCAGGAAGAACACGAAUGGUGGCCCUGGUGCCUACAUGAACCAGCCAGGCACAGCUACCCUUCCAAGAAAUUAUCACUACUCAGAUAGUUAUGGCCGGCCAUAUGAAGAUGGCUACCAUGGCAGUGAACACGGCUAUGGUAGCCUCUCCCGAGUGACCCGGAUCGAUGAGCGCUACCGACCCUCCGUGGAUGGCUACAGGGCCCCCAGCAGGCAGGAUGUCUAUGGGCCUCAACCACAGGUGCGUGUAGGGGGAAGCAACAUGGACCUGAACCGCUUCCACACAGAGCCAUAUGGGCUGGAGGAGGACCAACGCAGCAUGGCUUAUGAUGACCUGGAUUAUGGCGCAGUGCCAGACUAUGGAACAGGAAGACGGACUGGGACACCUUCUGAUCCCCGCCAGAGACUCAGGAGUUAUGAAGACAUGCUUGUGGAUGACGUGGGUAGAGACCAGUAUUACUGGUCCCCAGUGGCACAACAUGACAGAGGCAGCCUAGCCAGUUUGGACAGCCUGCGAAAAGGAGGCCCACUUCCAGCCACCUGGCGCCAGCCUGAGCUCCCCGAGGUGAUUGCCAUGCUGGGGUUCCGUUUGGAUGCUGUCAAGUCCAAUGCUGCAGCCUACCUGCAGCACUUGUGCUACCGAAAUGACAAGGUGAAAACGGAGGUGCGCAAGCUAAAGGGCAUUCCUGUACUCGUGGGGCUGCUGGACCACCCCAAGAAAGAGGUGCACUAUGGGGCAUGUGGGGCCCUCAAGAACAUCUCCUAUGGCAGGGACCAGGACAACAAGAUCGCCAUCAAGAACUGUGAUGGUGUCCCUGCUCUGGUGCGGCUGUUGCGAAAGGCACGUGAUAUGGACCUCACUGAAGUCAUUACAGGGACACUCUGGAACCUAUCCUCUCAUGACUCAAUAAAGAUGGCCAUUGUGGAUAAUGCCUUACAUGCCCUCACAGAUGAGGUUAUCAUCCCACACUCUGGAUGGGAAAGAGAGCCCAGCGAAGACUCCAAGCCCCGCCACAUGCAAUGGGAAUCAGUGCUCACCAAUACCAUUGGCUGCCUUAGGAAUGUCAGCUCAGAGAGGAGCGAAGCCCGUCGGAAGCUGCGGGAGUGUGAUGGGCUAGUGGAUGCACUUUUAUAUAUUGUCCAAGCAGAAAUUGGCCAGAAAGAUUUAGACAGCAAGCUUGUGGAAAACUGUGUCUGCCUACUGAGGAACCUGUCCUAUCAGGUGCAUCGUGAGAUCCCACAUGCUGAGCGCUAUCAGGAAGCCCCCAUCAAUGCUGCCAACAACACUGGCCCCCAUGCAGCCAGUUGCUUUGGUGCCAAAAAAGGCAAAGAUGAGUGGUUCGCUAGAGGUAAAAAACAGACAGAGGAUCCUUCUACUGAUAUAGUUGACUUCCCCAAAAGACCAACCCCUGCAAAAGGCUACGAACUCCUAUUCCAGCCGGAAAUUGUCCGCAUUUACAUUUCGUUGUUAAAGGAGAGCAAAACCCCGGCUAUCUUAGAAGCCUCAGCAGGAGCCAUCCAGAAUCUGUGUGCUGGCCGUUGGACGUAUGGGAGAUACAUUCGCUCUGCACUGCGCCAGGAAAAAGGCCUCUCUGCCAUUGCUGACCAUCUGACCCACGACAGCGAGCGUGUGGUGAAAGCUGCAUCCGGAGCCCUGCGCAACCUGGCAGUGGAUUCCCGUAACAAGGAGCUGAUUGGUAAACAUGCCAUCCCCAGUUUAGUGAAAAACCUUCCAGGAGGACAGCAGACGCUGGCAAAGAACCUCUCUGAAGACACAGUGAUCUCUGUUCUGAAUACCAUCAAUGAAGUCAUUGCCGACAAUCUGGAAGCAGCCAAGAAACUGCGGGAGACCCAAGGCGUUGAGAAACUGGUGCUCAUCAACAAAUCAGGGAACCGAUCUGAAAGAGAAGUCAGAGCCGCGGCUCUUGUGCUGCAGACCAUCUGGGGGUACAAAGAGUUGCGGAAACCCCUGGAGAAAGAAGGGUGGAAGAAAUCUGACUUCCAGGUAAAUUUGAAUAACACCUCUAGAAGCCACGGAGGCAACUCUUUUGAUGACAGCACCUUGCCCCUCAUUGAUAAAAAUCAAAAAGGAGACAAGAAAUCCUCUCGGGAAGAGAUUCAAAUGGGAAACUUGGCACCAGACAACUACUCUACAAUGAAUGAACGGGACCACAAUAGGACAUUGGACCGGUCUGGAGAAGAAAUGGAACCUAUGAAGGGAGCACCACUGGUGCAGGAGGAAGGGCAGGAAUCCCUUGAGGAAAUUGACCAGUUGCUUUAUCCUCCUAUGCAGAAGAUCUAGAGCUGCCACCAUCUGCCUUCUCAGUUUUGGGUUCAUAACAUAUUUUAUAUAACUCUUUGUGGUGAAAUGGACUGAGCUUUUUUUUAAUCUUGUGGCCACCUAGCCAAAUGACAGGCUCCCUGAGCCCACAGGGUCUCACAUCUCCCUGUAGAUGGUUGUACCUCCAACUUCUGGACAUUGUAUUUUCGUUUUUUCUUCAAAAAAAAAAAGUAAUUCCUAAAGACCAAAUACUUUUGAUGGAUCUUAUUACACAACGAAGGCAGACGCUUAAAAAUAUACAUUUAUGAUGCAAUUCACAGAAGCUGAUGGAAGCAAUCGGUGCAAAUGAAUCUCAGCUGAACUCAAUCAUACUGGAACUCGUUUUUAUUAAGGAGAUGUUGACUCUCUUCUUCAAAAAACAGAGAGAACCCAUCUCCCUCUUCUCUUAGCCUAUAGAAUAUAUUUUUGUGUGUCACUGAUGUUUGCAACAAAGGAUGCUGGGAAUACUGGAACAUUCCUAGUUGGGGAGAGGUGGUGGUGGGGGCAAGGUGAGAAAGGAGAGUCAGCUUGUGAGUGAUUCCAUUUGGGUGAUCUGCCCUUCAGCGAGCGCCUCUUCGAGACAGUACCUUCUGUAUCCUCGUAGGCCGAGGACAAGUAGAAGAUUUCUCUCUCUCUUUUCCUUCUCCCUUUUCUUAGUUGCUUCUUGAUGGCCUGUCUGUGGUGGAUCAACUCAGAGUUUAGGGAGCUAUUUAUUUGUGGGAGAAGAGAUGCUUGGGGCAUAACUGUUUAAGGGAGGGAAAGAGGAUGGAGCAUGUUAAAUGAAAGUUGGUGGAAGGGGCCAGAGUCUCCAUUCCUAGAAGUGUCCAUUUUGGCUCUCAGUAGAGAGGGCAGUGUGAUGCAUCUAGUUUUGGGUUGCUGACUUAAGUGGCGAGUGCCCAGAUUGGGCAACAAAUUGCAGAGUUCGCUGACCAGGUAGAAAGCUUGGUGGCGCGGGAAGUGGGAGGGAGGGAAGGCCAUUUGUAAAUACUGCCCAAAUCCUCCCAUGCAGGCAAGGGAAUGAAACGAUGAAACUAUUUACAUGUGCCUUUUCUUUGCCACUGUGAAAUAGCUUGGUGCUCUGGCUAGGUUUGGGCGCAGAGGGUCAGCCCCUAGACCACAGAGAUUUUGGCACAGAGUUCCCUCCUGCUCUCCCUCUCUCUGUUCCUUGCAUUGAGAUCAGGAUCCUGCUCUUGCCCUGGGUGGAGUCACAAGAUGGGGAAGGGGUGAUGCAGGCAGCUGUGUGGGGGAGAGCAGGAACUAACCUGUCAGCCACUAAAGGCUCACGGGUGGGAGGAAGGAGAGAAAGGACUGCGGGGUGAGGAUUACAGUGUGCACCUCAAGGGGUUGCUUCUUCAGGGAAUAAGAGGAAUUUAGGGUCUGCUUACAGAUCUUUGCCUUUAACCUGCAAAGUAGCGGUAAAAUGGGCAAUAACAAUUGCUCUGGGCACCAUAUUGGUGACGUUGGACGGCAGCCUCUCCCUCCCUCCCUCCCAGCUCUGCCUCUGCCCAGCAGCUGGAAGGAACUCGGUUGCUCUUGGCCUCUCUCCUCCCGUUGCACAAGAGGGAAGGUCCACAGUAGAAGAGUCUUAUUGCCUCUGCUUUGCUCCAGCCCAGUUCUUCUUACCUUUUGCGGGAGUGGGAGGGAUGAAAGAUGUAAAUCAACACCCUCCAAGGGGGUUGCGCAACAUUUUCUAGUAUAAAACACUAUUUCCUUUUUUAAUCCAGAUGAACCAGAACUACCCUUCCCCACUGACCAAUUCAAUGCUGUAGAAGAAACUAAUAACUCACUGACUCUUGUUUUUGCUUUUCCUCUGCACCCCUGGGGAAGGGGGCAUUCUGCUGUCCUUUGAGUCCUGUGCUUAUUCUGCAAUGCUUUUAAAAUGAAAUGAUUUUUAUAUAAAUAAAGUUUUAAAGUGUGUAUUUGUUAAAAUGGAAUCGACUAAUCCAAA
This is a messenger RNA of Candoia aspera, 5255 nucleotides long. It is a transcript of the gene CTNND1, whose product is annotated as catenin delta 1. Gene Ontology annotation, biological process: cell-cell adhesion; cell-cell junction assembly. NCBI's taxonomy places the organism in Eukaryota, Metazoa, Chordata, Lepidosauria, Squamata, Candoiidae. Gene Ontology annotation, cellular component: adherens junction; nucleus; plasma membrane. The record is from RefSeq and is a predicted model, not a curated record. Gene Ontology annotation, molecular function: cadherin binding. The coding region runs from base 440 to 3289 and encodes 949 amino acids. The transcript has 21 exons.